AUGGCCGUGGCGCUGGAUGCAGUUUGGGUGCGAGUGAAAGGUGUCUGCAAGCAGAACGGCCUGCUCAUCCUCUCAGUGUUGGCCGUGGUUAUCGGAUGUCUGCUCGGCUUCUUCCUGCGCUCCAAAAACCUCUCGGAGCAGGAAGUGAAAUACUUCCAGUUUCCUGGAGAGCUGCUGAUGAGGAUGUUGAAGAUGUUGAUUUUGCCUCUGGUCGUGUCAAGUCUGAUGUCAGGUCUGGCUGCGCUGGAUGCCAAGUGCUCCAGUCGGCUGGGUCUCAUCACCGUCUCUUACUACCUGUGGACCACAUUCCUGGCCGUGGUGGUGGGAAUCGUGAUGGUGUUAAUCAUUCAUCCGGGGGGAAUGGCACAGAAGGAAGACUCUGAGGACAGCGGGAAACCCAUCAUGAGCUCCGCCGAUGCUCUGCUGGAUCUCAUACGAAACAUGUUUCCAGCCAACCUUGUUCAAGCCACUUUUCAACAGUAUCGUACCAACAGUGUGCCCAUAAUGAAGACCCCCAAGACGACAGUGGCCACCAGUCUAACAGAAACCACCACUCGCCGCGCUCUAAUCUACGGGAUUCAGGAUGAUAACGGGACGGACAUCCAGAACUUCCAGCUGGAUCUGACUCCGCCUCCUGAUGUGGUGAUGCGGACGCUUCCAGGCACCAGCGAGGGCAUGAACGUCCUGGGGAUCGUCAUCUUCUCUGCCACAAUGGGCAUAAUGUUGGGGAGGAUGGGUCCUAAUGGCAGUGCUCUGGUCAACUUCUGCCAAAGUCUCAAUGAAGCAGUGCUGAAAAUUGUCGCUAUUGUCAUCUGGUACUUCCCAUUCGGCAUUGUGUUUCUGGUGGCCGGUAAGAUCCUGGAGAUGAGCGACCCGUCUGCGAUGGGGAAGAAGCUGGGCUUUUAUGCCAUCACUGUGGUGAUGGGCCUGAUUCUGCACGGCCUCUUCAUCCUGCCCAGCAUGUACUUCUUCAUCACCAAGAAGAGCCCCAUCGUCUACAUCCGAGGAAUCCUGCAGGCUUUGCUCAUCUCACUGGCCACGUCCUCCAGUUCUGCCACUCUGCCUAUCACCUUCAAGUGCCUGCUGGAGAACAACCACAUCGACCGGCGGAUCAUCCGCUUCGUGCUGCCCGUCGGAGCCACGAUCAACAUGGACGGCACUGCGCUGUAUGAGGCGGUGGCAGCCAUUUUUAUUGCACAGGUCAACAACUACGAGCUUGACUUCGGCCAAAUCAUCACUAUCAGUAUUACAGCUACAGCAGCGAGCAUCGGUGCAGCCGGGAUCCCACAGGCCGGUCUAGUCACCAUGGUAAUAGUGUUGACAUCUGUCGGACUGCCCACUGAUGACAUCACUCUCAUCAUCGCUGUUGAUUGGGCGCUAGACCGAUUCCGCACCAUGGUCAAUGUGAUGGGAGAUGCUCUGGCCACAGGAAUCAUGGCCCAUAUCUGCAGAAAGGACUUCAUUAAAGAGGGAGAUGGGGUCCCUCUCAUCUGCGAAACAAAGCCAAUGACUAACCAGGGUUUGCCGAACUGUCAGCAGAACAACGGUAGUUUCCAGCCCCCACCACCAGGGGGCAAACCUGAGCACAUUCCCCCAGACGUGGCCCGUCUCAUGCAGCUGGAAGAAGGGGUCCGUCCACCACCAGUUGAUCGAAAAAAGCCACCCAUACCUCCUCGGCACCUGAAACACAGAGACAAGGACCAUUGUGCAAUCGACAUGAACGGUCUGGAGACUAAUGUAUAACGUCCACUGAAAUGACGCAGACUGAGAUCAUUCAGACAAACGAACCACUUGCAUGGGAACAGACGACGGGACAUGUAUUACUUCCUUUCCAUUUUUCUCUGACAGGCGACAUAUGGUCUGACCCUGCACAUAUGGGCCACUGCCCCAGUAAUGCCAUUGUUGGCAGCACAUCCCAGUUGACCCAUUCAGUGCGUUAGAUAAUGCCAGGAUGGGAUGAAAAACCAGGUCAGGUCCACAACACCCAGCCUGCCUGCUUCAGUGGGUCAUAACCCAAUGUAUUCAAGGCCUUGAGAGCAAAACUUUUCCUGUAGCAUAAUACAAGACUGUAAAAAAGCAUGAGUGUAAAUACAACAUAGCUAUGUACUCUGUGUUUUUUUAUUUCUCAAGUUUAUAUAUAAUUUUAUAUUUUCUGUCUUGUCUUUUUAAGCAGCCCGUGUUAAAAAAAAAAGAAAAAAAGAGCUUGCAGGUGUGCGUGAAGAUCAGUGUUGAUUAUGAUAUUGAAUGUUUUAUGUUAUUUGAUCUCCUCUCCACGUUCAGUGAGGCCCGUUCUCAUGCCACAUCUGUAAAUCAAAUAUUCAGCAAAUUAUUGCUAUAACUAUAUCAAAACCGCACUGAGUAAACCACUCAAGGUUAAAGGUGCUAACCCGGGGAAACUAAAUAUAGGGUUAUCCCAGACAUAUAUGGACUGUGCAACUAGAAACUAAAUUUGCACAUGUAAUACGUCAUGCACAUUUUGGAAAGUGUGCUAAAUUAGGCCAAAAACAUACUUCGCACAAGUACGAAAACACAACAGAAACAUAAUAUCCCGUUGAAGUCCUCUCCCUUACACCCUCAAUACCAUGUGCUGCAGCAAAAAUGGCUGCUCAGUGCUCCAGGUGUGUGUUUGUUCUCUACUUCUGUGUGUGUGUUUGUGUUUGCACUUGGAUGGGACAAAUUCAGAGUAUGGCCACAUGUUACGUUCACUUAAAUUUAUAACCAACUAGCACCUCUUGUGGAAAUACUGAGAAUGCAAUCCACGCCGGCACAUACUUGUGUAGAGUAUAUUUGAGGCCUGGCUCUGCAGUCAAACGUGCUUGUGGUGGUCACUAAUCUCUGCUGAAGUGCUGGCCACUCUCAUUUGCGCUGAUUACGAAGACCCAUCUCAGUAAAGCUGUGGCACACAGGGCAGUUCAUGGCCGGCUGCUGUCAUCUCUCAGAGCUGAUUAAAGCGCUCAGCUGUACUUACAGCUUUUCUCAUUGACAUAUAUACAGAGUGCUCCAUGUGCUCCUUGUGAUUAACUGAAUUAGGUUUAAAUCCCUCUCUUGAUGUUUGACAUUGAUGCACAGCAGGGAAGCCAUAAUGUCCAGUUUCGCAUUACAUGAGUCAUUUUGGAAUAUAAGUGGCAGCUUGUUACAGAUGGGAAAAAAAACUGCGUCUUAUUUUUCUGAAAAAUAUAUUCAUAAAGUUUUAUGCAUACGAGUGGUUCCCUCCAUUGUCACAGGAAAACGUCUUGUGAGGACAGUAAUGCAAGGGAUCAGCUCUAAUGCACCAUGAAAUAAAGAUGAAAUACUAUAAGAGCAAUACGAUGAACAGUAAAAGUAAGAAAAGCUUUGCAUUUAUACAUUAAUUAUUGCAUUUAUAUAACUGAUGCAUUUAUACUUUGAAGCCAGCUAACAUAGCUGGUUAGCGAGUGUUGUUUUUGGACCCUGGGUAUGACGCACUAAGGAACAUCUGUGAACCAAUAAAUAUCCUCAGAUUAUAUCUGUACUGUAGAUAAUUAAUGAUAGAAGUCUAGGGCCAAUAUUUUGUUAAUACUGUGGAACAUAAUGCAUCAAUAAAGCAUUUUAUACACACUCA
Molecule: messenger RNA, 3580 nt
Organism: Carassius gibelio (silver crucian carp)
Lineage: Eukaryota; Metazoa; Chordata; Actinopteri; Cypriniformes; Cyprinidae
Product: excitatory amino acid transporter 5-like
Exons: 11
Coding region: 1-1743 (580 amino acids)
Biological process (GO): L-glutamate transmembrane transport
Cellular component (GO): plasma membrane
Molecular function (GO): glutamate:sodium symporter activity; neutral L-amino acid transmembrane transporter activity; L-glutamate transmembrane transporter activity
Source: RefSeq, a predicted model, not a curated record